This is a messenger RNA of Miscanthus lutarioriparius, 885 nucleotides long. The record is from the annotation of a GenBank genome assembly. Lineage: Eukaryota; Viridiplantae; Streptophyta; Magnoliopsida; Poales; Poaceae.
AUGGACGAUAUUGCUGGGGAGCCGGGAAGGAAAGGAGACGACUCUUCCCGUGCCGUGCUGACGCCACCACGACGCGGCCCCGGUCUCCUCUCGCCCUCCUCUCCUCCGUCUGGAUCUGGUUCUAUCCCCUCCCCACCCUCCGCCGCCGCCGCCGCCGCUGUCCUCGCCCUCCCGGCCUCAGCCACGAGCCAGAUCGCCGGGCUCCUUGCCUCGUCUCGCCUCGCCGGCGAGAUGGACGGCGGCGGGGAGACGCUGCUGGUGUGGAGGAGCAAGGGCAAGAAGAGACCGCAGCAGCCGGCGGCGCCCGCGGAGAGGGGCUCCGGCAGCGGGGACAGGUUCCGCACGCUCUGGCGCGACUACCACGACCUGCUGCAGGCGACUGAGGCAAAGAAGAAGAGGCUGGCGAGCACAAAGAGGAGAAGCCUCGCCUUGCUUGCUGAAGUCAAGUUCUUGCGAAGGAAGUACCAGUCCUUUCUGAAGGGUGACUCGCAGCAGAAACAUUACAAGUUGAAGAAGCAGGCUCGGUACAUGCCAUCCCCAUUGGGAAGCAACAAGCCUACAACGCUAGCCGAUCAUGGUGCAGGGACCGAAGUGCCUUCUACCAGCAAAAACCCAAACCAUGACUUAAAUCAAGAUUCUGUUCCAAAUGACGUGGGGAAUGAUCGCCAGGGGCAACAGGGCCAUCCAGAAGUCGAAAAGUUUGAUCAGGUCAGGGUGGACGAAGAUACGAUGACAGCUGAUGUCAAAUUAUCAGUUUGUAGGGAUACAGGAAACUCUCUUGCAAGUGAAGUCUUCCUGACAAACAAACGCUUUAGCAAUGAUCAUGAAUUCUAUGAAUUGCAAGUUUGGAGUAUUGAAUUUCUGGUUUCACAGUUUAGGGUUUAA